This is a messenger RNA of Acytostelium subglobosum LB1, 744 nucleotides long. RefSeq lists its product as hypothetical. Bases 1 to 744 code for a protein of 247 amino acids. Gene Ontology annotation, cellular component: membrane. NCBI's taxonomy places the organism in Eukaryota, Evosea, Eumycetozoa, Acytosteliales, Acytosteliaceae. The transcript has 2 exons. The record is from RefSeq and is a predicted model, not a curated record.
AUGGAGGCACACAGUGAAGAUAGUAAUAACAAAGCAGAGUCUGCAGUUGCACCAUCAACUUCAUGGUUCCAGAACUUCUGGAAGAAACUCACAAAGCCAGAGAUGUUGAAGCUUAUCCAAGCCGUCAGUGGUGGAGUGAUUGCCACGUACUAUGAGUGCCAUUUGAUAUCAUUGAUCGGUGCUCACUGGGGUCCAGAGGCAUUCGAUGGUUUGCUGGCCUUCUUCAGACCAUUCUACCAGAGCAGGUGGUUCGAGCCAUUGCUUGUUGGUGCCGUCCUCACUCAUCUCACUGUCAGUGGCGCAGAGUUCAUUCGUGUGAUCAAGAACAAGGAGGAGCUGUACGACAAGGUGGAGCCCAAGUCCAAGAUGCCCUCGCCAUGGGGUCUGAACCAGAUCUCCAGUCAUCUGAUGGCUGGCGGCAUCUUUGUGCACACGUCGGCCACCCGUCUCCCACGUCUGUGGCUGCCAACCUAUGCGGCCAACUUCCGUCUGGUGCACAGCACACUCGUGGACUUCCCCUACAUCUUCUAUCCAUACUACACGAUGCUCUCAUCGAUGAUGUUCUACCACUUUAUCUACUCGAACUACCUCAUUUCACGUCGCUACCUACUGGGUCGCAACGAUCACAAGACCCACUCACUGCGCAACAAAACCUUGUGGUACUCAAUCAUGGCCAGUGGAGUCGGCAUGUCCGUUUCAAUUGUUAUGGCCUUUGGAGGACAUUAUUACAGAGUACGCAACUAA